AUUUGUUGAAUAUGGAGACUCCACUUUCAUCUAUACCGCAACUAAUCCCAAAUCUUACUUCAGCUACAAUGGUUGAUGGAUCCCCACGUGCUGUUUCUGUUGAUACGGAGCUACUAGCGGCCGUCCCGGACACUAAGCUUCGCUUCAUGUGCAGCUUCGGCGGCCACAUCAUGCCUCGUCCACACGACAAGGCGCUGACGUACUCUAGCGGCGAGACACGUCUAGUUGUUGUUGAUCGACGCUCCUCACUAGCCUCGCUUCGAUCUCGUCUCUCUAGUAUGCUUCUCAGUGGCCGGUCCUUCACGCUCAAGUACCAGCUCCCUAACGAAGAUCUUGAUUCACUCGUCACCAUCGCUACCGAUGAAGAUCUUGAGAACAUGAUCGAGGAAUACGACCGCGCGACCUCAUCAGCAAUGACGAGUGCAACGCAUCGGAUAAGGUUGUUUCUUUUCGCUAACAAGCUUGAGACGGCUGCUACCAUGGGAUCUCUGCUUAACAGCACAAAGUCGGAGACGUGGUUCGUUGAUGCUUUGAACCAGACCGGCUUGCUUCCGCGUGGUUUGUCGGAUUCUGCCGCUGUGAAUAACACCUUGGUGAAUCUUGAUGAGGAGACCGGAGGAGAGACAGAACUAGAAGCUGAUGUGGGUGGUGAGAACAACAAGCGGGGAGAUUACUUCACAAACGAUGUGAUGCCUCAUCAGGAGAUGCAUAUGAGUUCUAUGCCUGAUUCUCCUAUGUUGGAACCCGCCGGUGGUUCUUCCUCUUCUUCUCCUUCCACUGCCAACUUGCCACCGAUCCACGUUAGAGUCAGCGAAGAUGGCAUUGGUUUAAUGGAAAGUCAGCCAAUGAUGGGGUAUGACAAUAAUGCACCUAUUGAUAAUGUUACUGCCGUAAGAAACUGUCAGGCUUCAUCCGAUGACGAUCGAACGGAUCCUAAUGUGAUGGUUGGAUACAAAAAGCCACCGUUGCCGAUGCAACCUUUGGUGAUCCCUCUCAGGGGUGCCGGCGGGUAUGGCUUCACAUCUCCUGAUUCUAUUGCAAGUGAUACUAGCAUUUCUUCUGCUACUUCAUUUUCAAAGCCGAUGAACUACCAAGAACAAGCUCCAGCUGUGCCAAAACCCCCCAUAACACAGCCUGAAACCACAUUGGUCCAAACCAGUCACGGCAUACCUCCGCUUGAAACCACUCUAGUCCCAACCACACCACUCAUCUUAUCUCAGUCAGGUACAUACACAACAAUGGACCAACAACACCAACUCCCGGUUCAACAACCUCUCUUACACCAAGGUGUUCAAUACAUCCCUCAUCCAUCACAAUACAUCCCGGUUUACUCUCAUCAGCGGCAAAACUACCCGGUUUACGUGAUGUCCGUUCCACAAUCUCAACAAUAUGUCCCAGCAAAAACUCCCCCGCUCUACCCAAGACCUGAAGCCGCUCAAAACGUUUAUCAAGCUGUUAUGUCGCAAACCCCUCAGGUUCAUCAAAUUCAGCAAUUGCAACAGCCUCAACAUCAAUAUAUGAGUUACUCUGGAGGUCCCCAACACGGUGCAAACGCAAAUUCUAAUUAUAAUGGGUCAUACGAGUACACAAACCUGCCAAGUGAGUCGAUGUAUUUCCAUACACAACAUCCUCCUGCUAGCAAUGCUAUUCAAUUAGUAUCUCCGUACCAAAGCAUGACACCUGCGGCAGCAGCAGCCGCUCUAGCCGAUAUGUCCAAGCAGAUGACUCUUGAUAACGACAAAGAACAUCAACAUAUGGCUGCAUCUCAACCGCUUUAAACAUUUACUGAUGCAUUUUUCUUCUCUUAUGACGCGUACUAUAAUAAUGUCGAUCGAGUUACAACUCACUAAAUAUAAAUAUAUAGGCUAGCUUUCGUUAUAUAGUUUUCUGAAUGUAUUGUAGUUAUUAUUAAUGUCUCUUUUUCUUUUUGAAAAUAAUACUUGUUUGAAUGGAUGAUUUCUCUAAAUAUUAUAUC
This is a messenger RNA of Raphanus sativus (radish), 1975 nucleotides long. RefSeq lists its product as uncharacterized. The transcript has 2 exons. Bases 12 to 1778 code for a protein of 588 amino acids. Gene Ontology annotation, molecular function: protein binding. NCBI's taxonomy places the organism in Eukaryota, Viridiplantae, Streptophyta, Magnoliopsida, Brassicales, Brassicaceae. The record is from RefSeq and is a predicted model, not a curated record.